Ornithorhynchus anatinus (platypus) is the source of this 3654-nucleotide messenger RNA. It is a transcript of the gene REELD1, whose product is annotated as reeler domain containing 1. The coding region runs from base 213 to 1949 and encodes 578 amino acids. Lineage: Eukaryota; Metazoa; Chordata; Mammalia; Monotremata; Ornithorhynchidae. The transcript is spliced from 7 exons. Gene Ontology annotation, molecular function: oxidoreductase activity, acting on metal ions. The record is from RefSeq and is a predicted model, not a curated record.
AGGGAGAGUGCGUGUGUGAAGAGAAAACUAAUAAGAUUAAGGCUGGAUUUGGGGCUCUGAGGGAUAGUUCACUUAGAUGUUGAGUAUUAGUGGUAACAGCUGUUGUCUUUCCUAUUAGAGGAGAAACUGAAGGAAAAAAAAAAGAACUUUGUUUAAAGGAUGUUUCUCUAGAAUUCUGAAGGGGAAACAAUUGCACAAGGCCCGAAGGGAACAUGUGUUCCAAGGUUGAGGUGAGGAUGAAAGCCCAGGUGGCGGUGUUAGGGUGGGUGUUCACCACCCUCUGCUUGGUCUCGUACACGGCUGCCUUCUCCCACGGAGCAAGUCUUGUGGCCUGUUUGGAUAUGAAACCCAAACAUAUCAGAGCCCAGCUCCAGAGCCCCAGGAACAGCUACAUCAUCAUCCACUCCAACAUGUCCUCCUUCUCUCCUGGUGACAAAGUGCCAGUGACUGUGAGGAGCAGUCGAGACUUCAUGGGGUUUUUGCUUCAGGCUCGCAGAGUGUCUAAUGAUGAAGUAACUGGCACUUUUGUUUUUGUUCCGUCUGGUUCCAAACUGAUGAAUUGCUUUAAAGAAGGUGACACAGUCACCCACUCAGAUAAAUCCCUGAAGAGAAACCUGUCUUUUGUGUGGAAGGCACCAGAUCAAUCCACUGGGGACAUCAAGUUCUUUUUAUCAGUAGUCCAGUCAUAUUUCGUUUACUGGGCAAGGAUUGAAUCAGUUGUUGUGUCUCAGCAGACACAAAACAGAACACUUUCUGAUAGGAGCGAGGAGCCUGGCCCUGACAUGCCAACAAUGCUGCAGAAGCCUUAUGAUCUCAAAAUCAUUCCCUCGGAAGACAGAGCUCCCAGUUCCAGUAUCCUUCUGACACAUCCAGUGGAAUUUAUUCCCACCAGCCUGACUAGAACUGCAGCGACAGGAUGGGAACACAUUCUCACAGGAGAUGGGAACCGAGAAAUUCCUGGGGAUGGCCCGAAUCCUCUCGGACCCUCUCUGAGCGGAGUUACUUCACAAAGCAGUGACGGAGGAGAGCAACCAGGCUGGCGCAGUAGCACAGACACUGACGAAAUGCUGGAGCCGUCACUCGAAGCCUGGCACCUAGAGGGAGCUUAUGCCUUGGGAAGUUUCGGUUUUGAGGAAAACUCCUCUAGCCAUCACUCCCUCGAUAGGUACUGGGCAAAUUCUGAGGUUCUUCCCCUUCAGUUCUUCCCUUUUCAUUUCAGGGCCCGCAGCUCACCAACAUCUCCUGGGACCCCCAGGUCCUGCCUGAACUGUGAGCAGAAUGUUCAGGCGAUCCCUGGGACUUCUAGCUUGGCUUUGACAAGAGCUCCUCUGCCCACAGAGAUCCUUUUCCCAGCCCACCUUCUCGGCCCUCAGCGCCUCUCAGCCACAGAGGCGGUACCUCGGCGUCUCAACGGGAAAGCCAACUCAAUCAUCCUUGGAAAUGCUCCCACAGCCUCCCCACAAAUGGCCACGAGGGAGUCAGCGAUCCCCAAAGCUUCAGCCAACUUUUUGUCCCAAUCAGCUAAAGGUGGAGAAGAGGAGGAGCAGGAGGAGGAGGGGCAGGAGGGGAAAGAAGAUGAUAAAAGGGAAGAUAGUGGAUAUACUUCUCCCUGGAUGACCAAGCCUAUGCCGGGGACUGCAAACCCAAGGCAAGAUGGCAGGGGCUCCCAUUGGGAGACCCAAAUCAUGGCAGCCCAACUGAGCAUCCUCCUCUGCCUCUCGGCCACUUUUGGGAUGGCUCUAGCUGCUGUUCUGCGCUGUCUCCAUGACCAAUAUUGCCACAAGAGAACAGAAGUGUCUUUCAGUGAACCAGACAGUGACAUCCCCACAGGGACAGAUAGUGAGGAGGUGAUGCAUGUCAAGAAAAUUCGGGAGAAUAGUUUUGUGCUGGUUCAGGCUGAGUAUAACUGGAUAACCCCUUCAGCGGGGAUGAAGAAAACUCUAGUCUGAGAACACAAUCCCACUGACUCUUUCAGAGAACCUAAUGGCAGGGCCAGUCUGAAAGAGCCAUGUUAAGCAGAAUACCUAGUGCACAGCUACCAUAACCACAUUCCCUUCUGAAUCUAUAUCAACAAGUAUUCUCCAACCCAGAGAAAUGAUGGAGGGACAGACCAAAUUGUGUUUGUUUUUAAGCAAAAGAAGGGAUACUUUGUGAGCUCUGUUUUCCUAACACUUGUAAUUUAGCUUUUUUUCCUUGCAGCUGCAAGUUCUGUUUGAAGAACUAAAUUUAACACAAUGAAUAUUGUAUAACUGGCUCGUUAAUUAAGCUGCCGUGGCCUCCACGUUCCCUAGUUGCCUUAAGGACCCAGCAGAAAUAGAAAUAGUGUCCCUCCUCGAUGUGUCAGUGUCAGCUCUCGUUUCUCUCAGAAGUUGCGGAGGUGGAGAAGCCAAACCAAACUCCCUCCCUAUGCUCCCAGGCUCCCCCCUACCCCAUCCAGAAAAUCUAACUUUAAAAGAAAAAGUUCAAAAUUGAUAAUGGUCUGAUUUAGUAGAAAUGGGUGAAAGGUUUUGCAAUGGCAUGAAUUCUCCUAUUUGCAAACCUAGAAGCCUGCCCCUUUGGCCUCAGCAAUUGAUUGGAAGGAAGCAGAGGCUGGAAAGCUUUAUUGAACUGAAUGAAAGGAAGCAAACUUGUGGUCGUAAAUGCUGGCUUUAGGGGAUAAACAAGCCGCUUCAUCAGGUGAAAAUGGAUCUGGAGCUCUCCCUGUGCAUUUGCACCUGGUGGAGCAGCUUGUUCAGUCCUACAAGCCAGCUGCCGUUCCCCAAAGACCAGCUCAAUAAAGCUAUUGGCACCAACAUCAUUUGAAGCACCACCUCUUCCGACCUUUUAGGGAAUCCAAAGAAGGGACAACUCCGGCUAGAAGCACUGCUGCUUUAUGGAGAAUCGUCUGAACCAGCAAGAGCACCCGGCUAACUGAAGUGAGUGCACCUGGGAGGUGAUGCACUUGUUUCAUAAGACUGCCAGAGACCAGGUGUUGCAAAUGAUCAUUUUCCAGUCAGCGAGUCAAUUAUAUUUACUGAGCGGCUGCUGUUGACGGGGCUCGGGUUGACUUAAAGAGGAAGAAAAGACACAUUCUCUGAGUUCAAGGAGUUGAUAGUGUAUGAGCGGGACAAGGCCCUUUUAAGAAAUGGGAUAAUCAGGGGGUCAUAUCAAGGAAUGGUGCCAGUGUUGCAAGAAAACUCAGCAUUCCCAAGGUGAGGAAAGUCAGAGGUAUAAGAUGGUCAGGAAAAUACAAAAACAGCAAAAUCAAGGGCCUGGGGCACCAUCUUCCUCUGGUUCUGUGCCCCUCUCCUGGGCUUGCCAAUUCAGCUUAGUUUAAACCCCGAGUUGAAUUUUACAACCUGGUUGCCUGCUUCUUUAAGGAGCCAGGCUGUCAUAGUUUAAGGUAAAUGGUUUACAGGUGGGAAUGCUUCAGAAAACUGAGGGAAGCAGCAUGACCUAGUAGAAAGAGCAAGGGCCUGAGAAGCAGCCCCUAGCCCUCCUACAGCAACCUUCAUUUCAGGGUAGGAGCAGAAGAGAGACGUCCCUGAUUGCUGAUGAUGGUCUAAAAGGUAGGAUCUUGCCUCCUGCAGCUUUUUCUUUCAGGUGAAAGGAGCAAAUUCAGAGAAUUCUUAUGGACUUUAUUAAUAAGAAUAGUAAUAAUAAUUGUGGUGUUAC